AAGGGCGAGUUUUUUUUGCAGGGGAGAGGAAAUCCUAAGGAAAUGUGUGGGAUCACGCUCUGUGUUUCCAAGUAGCCAGAGCAUUAUUUACAAACUGUUUUCAUUUUAUUCAGCGUACUCAUCGUCUGAUACAAACACGGGUGUGGUGACCGACAAGUAAGGGGGGGAACAGGGGAACCGAACGUCGUUGGGUCAAAAUGUCGAUUCAGUACGAUGUGGAACAGCUGGCUGACAGCUACGGGGUUGCGGACUCGUUCCCCAAAGAUUUCGGUUAUGGUGAAGAGGAGGCCGACAUCGAGGACAGCCCGGCGCCGUCCGACAGCAAACCCAGAAUCCUGCUCAUGGGUUUGAGAAGAAGUGGCAAAUCGUCGAUACAGAAGGUGGUUUUCCACAAAAUGUCUCCAAAUGAGACCUUGUUCCUGGAGAGCACCAACAAGAUCUACAAGGACGACAUCUCCAGCAGUUCAUUCGUCAACUUCCAGAUCUGGGACUUCCCAGGCCAGGUUGACUUCUUCGACCCCACCUUCGACUACGAGAUGAUCUUCAGAGGAACUGGGGCUUUGAUAUUUGUCAUUGAUGCUCAGGAUGACUACGUGGAGGCCCUGGGUAGGCUCCACCUCACAGUCUCACGGGCCUACAGGGUAAAUCCAGAGAUUAACUUCGAGGUGUUUAUCCACAAAGUGGACGGCCUCUCAGACGAUCACAAGAUCGAGACCCAGAGAGAUAUCCACCAGAGAGCCAAUGACGAUCUGGCCGACGCUAGCUUAGAGAAGCUGCAUCUCAGCUUUUACUUGACAAGUAUUUACGACCACUCCAUCUUCGAGGCCUUCAGCAAAGUGGUACAGAAGCUCAUCCCUCAACUCCCCACUCUGGAGAACCUCCUAAACAUCUUCAUUUCUAAUUCAGGGAUAGAAAAGGCCUUUCUGUUUGAUGUGGUCAGUAAGAUCUACAUCGCCACAGACAGCUCUCCCGUAGACAUGCAGUCCUAUGAGCUGUGCUGUGAUAUGAUCGAUGUGGUCAUUGAUGUCUCCUGCAUCUAUGGCCUGAGGGAGGACGGCAGCGGCAGCGCCUACGACAAGGAGUCCAUGGCCAUCAUCAAGCUCAACAACACUACCGUGCUGUACCUGAAAGAGGUCACCAAGUUCCUGGCCCUUGUCUGCAUCCUGCGAGAAGAGAGUUUUGAGCGCAAAGGAUUGAUAGACUACAACUUCCACUGUUUCCGUAAGGCCAUCCAUGAAGUAUUCGAAGUGGGGGUUUCCACCCAGCGUCCAGUGGGCCCCCAGGCUGUGGGCUCACCCUGCAACAAGGCUGUUGCAUUGAACGGCACCCCGCGCAACACUGUCUAGGCACUGAUGAAAAACAAAAAAUAAAAAGACGCAAAAAGAGGGUAGUGGAAAGGAAAGACAGAGAAGGGCCAGGGAACCUGUAGAGGAGAGACUUCUAAACUGGGGCUCACUGGUGGGCCAAUCACAAUCCCUUGCUCCCAGAAUCUAAAGCACUGAGAGACAGCUGGAGCCAGGAGAGUGUGGGAGCAGCACUGGAGCACCAAGGAGUCAGGCUUCUCGAGUUAAGAUGGGAGAGAAUUUCAAGCAUCCCUUUCAGGCGAAUGCAGAACGCCGUGUUGGCUGCGAGGAAGUCAACAGAGUAACGCGGCACCUGGACAGGAAAAGGUGUUCGGUCUCUCUCUUUGGAUUUCCUAAGGCGGUCCAAGACUGUGAUAUUUAGCUGCUGGUCUCUCUGUAUGAACAAUGUGAGGAGGGAAAACCAACCCUUGUUUUGUAACCUCUUACUAUGGACAAGCUGUGAUGACAGUUUGCGGGAAUCUGUCUAGUGAUGAACCCACCCCGACCACUUCUGUGCUGAUUUUUGAAAAGAUGGUGGAUGUGAACUGCUAGUCCUAAACCACACAUGUUCAGAGAUGGCCUUAUGUAGAUGAAGCUUGACUGCAGUGCAAGCUUUCACUCUCCACCACUCACCUCACCCUACCUGAAUGAUGCCCAAAACUGGCUGUUUGGUUUCACUUGUGACGGCAAAACAAGGUUUUGUGAGCAGUCUGAAAAGGGAUUGUGCUGUCGAUAACUAACUCGGUCUUGUGUGUACGUAUGUAGGUAUCUGUGUGUGUAUGUGUGUGUGUGUGUGUUUGUUUGUUUGUGUGUGUGUGUGUGUCUGUGUGUGUGUGUGUGUGUGUGUGUGUGUGUGUGUGUCAAUGAGAGGUUUUGAUUAGAUCCCAGACUGGGUUCCUUGUCUCUACUGGUGAAGGACCUUUAUGGAAAGAGUAUAUGUCCUCCUUCUCAAUAACAGCUUAGCAUAAUUAAACUCUUUUCCAUCAGUGAAAGUAACUUUUCUGUGUGUGCUCCAAAGAAAAUCAAACUUUUGAUUGACUUUCCGAUGAGUUUGGCUGGAAAUUUGGAAAUGCUCUUUGCAAAAGCACUGCCAAAAUGAAGAAAUGAUUCAGAAAUAGUAGAAUGAUUUUUUUUUUUUUUUUUUUAAUAUCAUAAUUAAAACCUUAUUUGUUGCCAUUUAAGAAAAAUGUAUAAGGUCUGUUUGACGUGCAGGACUGAUGGAGGGGUUCACACUCCAGAUUGACUGUCUGUGACAUUUUGGGAUGACGAUAUUAACUGGUUGAAAUUUGCAUGUUUUUCCACCUACAGUUUCAGUCCUUCCCAAGAUUAUUAACCCAUGUUUUGUGUUUAGUUUGGCUCUGAUCAGUAGGAUUCACAGAACAGAAUGUACCCAUUCCAAGCAUGCAUACAUCAGUGUGUUGUCACCUCAUAUUGCUCUCAACCUUAACACUGAUCAUUGUAUUUAAAGGUAAGAAAGUGAUAUUGAAACUUACCAAGAGAAUUAAACACACAGGAGGAGAAAAAGACAAAAUUUACUUUUGCCAUUACAGUGACACGUAAGAUGUUCACGCCUGCAUUUUUGUGUUUGUUUUAAUCAGGGCUGAGAUGUGGGAACUCAGACUGGCCGCAUCAAAAGACCACAAACCUGACUCACGAAUGUUAACUGGAUAACUUUGCAGAGUAAAACUCAGCAGUUCGUGUUCCAGGUUUGAAGGUGUUCAGGGUUUUUGCUCAGCAAAGGUAUUCAAGUAACUUAGUGAAUUUGCUUCUUCAGACAGGCCCCAAGAUCCUCUCAACCUUGUCAUUAUCAGUCACCUGAAAAUAAACACUUGCACAUCAGAGGCUUGAUGGAUGAUUGAUUUCAUGUAUUGCGAGCUAUACUGUGUGAAAUAAAUGAAAAUUUAAAUUUUA
Xiphias gladius (swordfish) is the source of this 3254-nucleotide messenger RNA. It is a transcript of the gene rragca, whose product is annotated as Ras-related GTP binding Ca. Gene Ontology annotation, cellular component: nucleus; Gtr1-Gtr2 GTPase complex; lysosome. The transcript has 7 exons. Bases 198 to 1346 code for a protein of 382 amino acids. NCBI's taxonomy places the organism in Eukaryota, Metazoa, Chordata, Actinopteri, Istiophoriformes, Xiphiidae. The record is from RefSeq and is a predicted model, not a curated record. Gene Ontology annotation, biological process: positive regulation of TOR signaling; cellular response to amino acid stimulus; regulation of autophagy. Gene Ontology annotation, molecular function: GTP binding; GTPase activity.